Molecule: messenger RNA, 517 nt
Organism: Pseudonaja textilis
Lineage: Eukaryota; Metazoa; Chordata; Lepidosauria; Squamata; Elapidae
Source: RefSeq, a predicted model, not a curated record
CCAACCAACUGUUCAGUAUGGAGGAGAACUGAUAUUGGGAGGCAUUGACCGCCAGAUGUACACUGGGGAAAUUACCUGGGCCCCUGUGACUGAUCAGGCUCAGUGGCAGAUCGGUAUAGAAGAAUUUGCUAUUGGCAACCAGGCUACGGGCUGGUGCAGUGAAGGCUGCCAGGGCAUUGUAGACACAGGAACAUUUUUGCUAACUAUCCCACAACAAUAUUUAGCAAAUUUCCUUCAAGCUGUGAAUGCUGCUAACUAUGGUUCAUAUACGGUGGACUGCAACAAUAUCCAGAAUAUGCCUACCAUUAUCUUUUUCAUUAAUGGUUCCCAGUUCCCACUUCCUCCUUCUGCUUAUGUUGCCAAUGACAAUGGCAACUGUUACCUUGCAAUUGAGCCAACAUAUGUGUCUUCCUCAACUGGGCAGCCUCUAUGGAUCCUGGGUGAUGUUUUCCUUAAAGAAUAUUAUUCUAUUUUUGACAUGAGAAACAACAGGGUUGGUUUGGCACCAUCAGCCUAA